UAAAUACUCUUAACAAAUAGUAUUUCUGAAGACACGAACAUAAUAUGGGUCGUGUUAGAACUAAAACUGUUAAACGUGCUUCACGAGUAAUUAUUGAAAAAUAUUAUCCUCGGUUGACUAAUGAUUUUCAUACAAAUAAAAAAGUUUGUGAUGAAGUAGCUAUUAUUGCCUCGAAAAAAUUAAGAAAUAAAAUUGCGGGAUAUACAACACAUUUGAUGAAAAGAAUACAAAAGGGACCAGUUUGUGGGAUUAGUUUUAAGCUUCAGGAGGAAGAAAGAGAGAGGAAAGAUCAGUAUGUUCCGGAGAUAUCUGCACUUAGUACAAAUGUUGCAGCACUUGAAGUAGAUAUCGACACUAAGAAUAUGUUGAAGGCAAUAGGUUAUGAUUCUCUUGCAGUCACUGUAAAUACAUCACUUGCAGGCGCGGUUGAACAACAAGCAUUUAGAAGCCAAAGGCGUUCUUAAAUUCAAACACAAGGAAAAAAAAUAUAUGAAAAAUUUAUUUAUAU
This is a messenger RNA of Pneumocystis carinii B80, 508 nucleotides long. RefSeq names its product 40S ribosomal protein S17. NCBI's taxonomy places the organism in Eukaryota, Fungi, Ascomycota, Pneumocystomycetes, Pneumocystales, Pneumocystaceae. Gene Ontology annotation, molecular function: structural constituent of ribosome. The transcript has 4 exons. Gene Ontology annotation, biological process: translation. Bases 45 to 464 code for a protein of 139 amino acids. Gene Ontology annotation, cellular component: ribosome. The record is from RefSeq and is a predicted model, not a curated record.